This is a messenger RNA of Octodon degus (degu), 821 nucleotides long. RefSeq names its product oligosaccharyltransferase complex non-catalytic subunit (gene Ostc). The transcript has 4 exons. The record is from RefSeq and is a predicted model, not a curated record. Gene Ontology annotation, cellular component: oligosaccharyltransferase complex. Lineage: Eukaryota; Metazoa; Chordata; Mammalia; Rodentia; Octodontidae. Bases 63 to 512 code for a protein of 149 amino acids.
GGCGGGCCGGCUUCCGGCUGCGCGUGGGGCAGGAGGCCCGGGCAGGCGCUGCGGCCGCGGACAUGGAGACUUUGUACCGCGUCCCGUUCCUAGUUCUCGAAUGUCCCAACCUGAAGCUGAAGAAGCCGCCAUGGGUGCACAUGCCGUCCGCUAUGACGGUGUAUGCCCUGGUGGUGGUGUCCUACUUCCUCAUCACCGGAGGAAUAAUUUAUGAUGUUAUUGUGGAGCCGCCCAGUGUCGGCUCCAUGACAGAUGAGCAUGGGCAUCAGAGGCCGGUGGCGUUCUUGGCCUACAGAGUAAAUGGGCAGUACAUCAUGGAAGGCCUGGCGAGCAGCUUCCUGUUCACCAUGGGAGGGCUAGGCUUCAUAAUCUUGGACCGAUCCAACGCACCAAAUAUUCCAAAACUCAACAGAUUUCUUCUUCUGUUCAUUGGCUUCGUCUGUGUCCUAUUGAGCUUCUUCAUGGCUAGAGUAUUCAUGAGGAUGAAGCUGCCGGGCUACCUGAUGGGUUAGUGCCUUCGGAGAAGAAACCAAGAGAUUUGCUCCCGGGUAUGAAGCCACAAAAGCUGUACCAGUCCUCUCCUGUGGAACAGGGGAAGAGUGAAGAACAGCAGCAAGAAGUACCAGGUGAAGACGCAGGGGACACCUACAGCUCGGACUGAAGUUUUUGAUACCAGAGACAAGUUUAUCGCAGUAUUUUUUUCCUGCUGGUCCAUUCUGAUGUGAUGUUAAGUGGCAUUUUCUUCUCUUUCACUUGUUAAAGAAAAAAUACUGAAACUGUAAUAUUGAAUAAAGUGGUUAUUUUUUACAAUGCACUCAGCA